AUGAAAGGUGUUCUAAGGGUUGGUAGGAAGGCAAAGCUAAGUCCACAUUGUAUUGGGCCAUUUGAGGUUUUGGAGCGAAUUGUCCAUGUGGCUUACAGGUUAGCGUUGCAACCGUCUCUUUCUAUAGUUUGUAAUGUCUUUCAUUUCUCGAUGUUGAGAAAGUAUGUGACAGAUUCAUCUCUUGUGGUAGAUUUCGAGCCCUUACAGUUGAAUAACAACUUACGUUACGAAGAGAAGCCUAUACAAAUUCUUGCAAGAGAAGUGAAAGUUUUACACAACAGGGAUAUAGCACUAAUAAAGAUGUUAUGGCAAAAUCACCAAUUCGAGGAGGCAACAUGGGAACAAGAGGAUGAGAUGAGAACAUAG
Benincasa hispida (wax gourd) is the source of this 366-nucleotide messenger RNA. RefSeq lists its product as uncharacterized. NCBI's taxonomy places the organism in Eukaryota, Viridiplantae, Streptophyta, Magnoliopsida, Cucurbitales, Cucurbitaceae. The record is from RefSeq and is a predicted model, not a curated record.